This is a messenger RNA of Fonsecaea erecta, 1149 nucleotides long. RefSeq lists its product as hypothetical. Gene Ontology annotation, molecular function: oxidoreductase activity, acting on single donors with incorporation of molecular oxygen, incorporation of two atoms of oxygen; metal ion binding. The record is from RefSeq and is a predicted model, not a curated record. The transcript has a single exon. Lineage: Eukaryota; Fungi; Ascomycota; Eurotiomycetes; Chaetothyriales; Herpotrichiellaceae. Bases 1 to 1149 code for a protein of 382 amino acids. Gene Ontology annotation, biological process: lipid oxidation.
AUGGCCUUAGACCAGGCGGCGUUCCUAGUUAACGAGGUGCCUAUCUUUUCUUCUAUAAUUAUCGACUUAGUCGACUCUAUUCUCUCGGAGGCGCAAGAUGAUGGCUUGCAGACCCUGGAUGACUAUAGCCAACUUUACGAUGUCUACUGGAAGGGCACGCUACUUGAGCCUCUCAGCCCAACCCCCGGUAGAUUGACCAACUACACGCAGGACUUACUAUUCUCCAUGGAACGUCUCUCACUUAGUCCAUAUCAAGUGAAGAGACUCGAUCCCUCUUUAGAUACGUUGCAGUUCAGUGUCGAGGACAGUUUGGCAAUCAAUAUCACCGGGAUGACGCUUCCGCAGCUACUUCAGGACGGUCGACUUUUCUAUGCCGAUUAUCGGGGCCAGAUGGAUCUUGUCCCUACUGAUCGAUACUCCGCGGCCUGUGACGCUUUCUUUUAUAUCGACCAGACUUCGACAGAUUUCCUGCCUUUGGCGAUUCGCACUAAUCAGGGAUCGAGUCUUAUUUAUACACCUCGGGACGAACCAAACGACUGGCUCCUCGCGAAAAUCAUGUACAACGUCAAUGAUUUUUGGUUUGCACAAUGGAAUCAUCUCGCUGGUACUCAUGAGGUCGUCCAGAUUGUGUACCUGGCGGCGAUCAGAACUUUGAGCGACGAUCACCCAAUCCUUGCACUCCUAGAUCGUCUCACCUAUGAGAUCUACGCUAUCCAGCCGCUGGCCGAGAUCCUACUCUUUCUUCCUGGCGCAGCUGUCGAUCAGCUCUUUCCGUACACCGGGUUAUCGGCGCAGAACUAUACUACUUAUCUCUAUCAGAAUGGCAGUGGUCGCUUUCGGACUAAUUACUUCGAGCGCAACCUUGAGUUUCGUGGUUUGAUUAAUUGUCCAUUCGGCCCCGCGCUGAAGAGUUUCCCCUUCUUCGAGGACGCUUCCGUUAUUUACAGCGCUUUGAAGAUGUUUAUGACCUCCUUUAUAAACUCCUACUACGAUAACGACACAGAAGUGAUAGCCGACGAGGAAAUCCAGGGGUGGGUGCGAGAGUCGCGCGGUCCUGCCGAAGUGAUUGACUUCCCACAAGUCACGACUAGAAGUGGCCUUGUUGAUAUCCUGACGCAAAUUGUGAGUGUUAAGCAGGAAUUGCCGUGA